GUGUCCAGGAAACAAGGAUGGCUGCAGACCCGAGUCUUGUUCCCACCUCUUCCCCAACUUCUCGCCGCCGUGCCGCAACUGCAAUGCAGCCGUCCACAACUCCGGCCGUCAUCUUUCGACGGCCAUCGCAGGGAAUGGGCACCCCCGGCAUCUCUCUUCCCCAGACAACUUAUGAAGGAAGCUCAAUGCCAGGGGCGGGAGAAAGCGGUGGUGCAGGAGUAGUGUCACGUAAGAAACCGGCUGGACCUGUUCCAAAGAAAGCAUCACACUGAGAAUAGGCAAGCUCCGCUGCGACAUCCAAAGCCCCUUACGCCAUCCGAUCUCCACUCCUUGGUUGAGCGAGAGCAAGAAGCGAUGGUAAAGUACAGACGUUCUCAAAACAACGCUGCAACUUUCUGACACCAUGGGCUUGUUGGCAGGUAAACCGGCUUUCCAGAGAGCUGUCUAUGCUACGCCAGCAAACCGCCUCUGUUGCAUCGACCACCUCCUCCACUUCCACCACGCUCAAUGACUCAUUGGAUGGAUAUCAUAGUACACCGUACUUAGUUAGCUCAGCACAUCCAACGGCGUCGCGGCGACAUCGCUCCUCAUCGAGUCUAAGCUCGUCUUAUGUCCCAGUAGUUCAAGGAUCGAGAACAGGAAAUGGGCCCGCAAUUGCACGAUCUCGGGAGCCCAGUUUGUCAUUCCCAUCGGCACGCCCAAAUGACCCUUCAAAGCCCGCUCGUGCCUUGUCGACCACAUCGCGGCAGCCGGAUCAAGUCCUGCCAUCCUUGGCUGCAUUGAUACAACCGCAGCCACAACAACAAGGCGAGAAUGUGCCAAGCAACGUGACCGGACCUCAGAAUGCCCGUCAGAGAUCUUUCUCCCCGCAACAAGUGCCAGCUUCUGGAAAUCCGCCUCGCCAGGAAAUACUGGUCCAGCGAGGAGAGUUGGAAGCCAUGAAGCGAGAAAACGAGGCUCUGCGUCGUCGCGUACGGGACCUCGAGCUUGUUGUUAAGAAAUACCGAGAACGCGAAGUCACCUCUCCAGAACAGCCAACAAACGACGACGAGGCCACAUCGAAAUUGGGAAAACUGUCCAUUUCCUCGAGGGACGACGGGAAGGAUUGUCCUUGAUUAGCCUUUAGGAUUAGCUAGGAUGCAUCUUGGAUAGCCAAUAUAUCAAUGGAUGUUGAACUCACAACCAUCUGACUCUCCA
Aspergillus novofumigatus IBT 16806 is the source of this 1197-nucleotide messenger RNA. RefSeq lists its product as uncharacterized. The record is from RefSeq and is a predicted model, not a curated record. Bases 447 to 1115 code for a protein of 222 amino acids. The transcript has a single exon. Lineage: Eukaryota; Fungi; Ascomycota; Eurotiomycetes; Eurotiales; Aspergillaceae.